AGGGACGAUUACAGAGCAAAUUUUGUGUGUAUUUGUAGCCAGGGCACCAGAGCAAUAGAAGAAGCCAAAAUGAGCCGGAAAAACAAAAGGAGUUUAAAGGAGAAAUUUGCCUUGAAGAACAGCUUGGUUAAAGAAGCCCUUUCAGAAUUCCUGGGAACUUUUAUAAUGAUACAGCGUGGUUACUGCCUGACAAACACUGCACAGCCUUGAAUGAAUUGCUGCUGUUUAUGACACUCGGAUGUGGGUGCGUGGGUCAGGCCGUCCUCAGCCGAGGAGCCCACGGUGGGCCCAUGACAAUAUCGGUUGGAUUUGCAAUGGCUGUCACCACAGCAGUGUAUGUGUCUGGUGGGGUUUCUGGUGGUCACAUAAACCCUGCCGUUUCAUUAGCCAUGUGUGUGGCUGGAAGAUUAAAAUGGACCAAAUUGCCAAUUUACAUAUUAGCACAAUUCCUGGGAGCAUUUGUUGGAGCAGCGGCUGUCUUUGGGAUUUAUCACGAUGCCUUUAUGGAGUAUAGCAACGGAACACUUGAAGUCACAGGACCUUACGCAACAGCACAUAUCUUUGCAACAUACCCAGCUCCAUAUCUAUCCCUCAUAAAUGGAUUUGCAGAUCAGGUGAUGUCAACAGCUGUUCUACUUCUGGUUAUAUUUGCUAUUUUUGACACCAGAAAUAACAGAGUACCAAAGGGCCUGGAGCCAGUUGUAGUAGGACUUCUUAUAAUCGUUCUUACUUGCUCCUUGGGAAUGAACAGUGGCUGUGCCAUGAAUCCAGCCAGGGACCUCGGCCCCAGGCUCUUCACAGCCAUUGCAGGAUGGGGAAUGGAAGUAUUCACGGCUGGAAAUAAUUGGUGGUGGGUCCCUAUCGUUGCACCUAUGCUGGGAGGAGUACUUGGAGCUCUUACCUAUAUAAUUUUUAUUGAAGUUCAUCACUCAGAUAAUCAACAAGGAGAAGAAAAUGACGUAUACGAUAAAUAUGAACUAACAAACAUGUAGUAAGAAAUUAAGAAUUUCCUUUCUAUUUUUGUUGUAUAGGUUUUAAUGCAAAUGAUUCUUUGGACCAUUUUGUAAAACCCGUAUGUCUCCGUUAGAAAUCCACACUUCAAAGCAGAAAAAAAAAUAUAGAAAACAAGUUCAAAACUGACCUCUGUCCUUGAAACAUAGGGCCGACCGCAUUCAAAUUUGGAAAUGAAAUUACUGGAAGGAGGCAUGAAAGGUUGUUCUUUUCAUACAGUUUUCAGAGCAAGUUAUCUCCUACGUGAAAUUGUAAGGAGAUGAUACACUGUCCUGUUAAUUCAACACAGAUUAUCUUAAUCAUGUUGCCUAAUUAACUGAAAAUAGACGAGGUUAUUAUGAAACUGCUUGCAAAGGUAGUUAAUUGGUUCAGUGCUGAAUUAAUAUCUAAGAGCAUAUCUCACUUCUUAUAGCCAUUACUUAAGAACGGCUUGUCUGGAAAGAAAAAAGCAAGAUCUGAACUGCCUAAACGUCAAGUGAGUAGUUUGAAAUAACUUACUAAAUUUUUAUGCAGCCACUGAUUGAACAGUGAAGAAUCAGCUCAUCAGUGAAGCAGCUCAAUAAUUCACAGUAUGAACCCAAAAGCUGAAAAAUUGUUAUGGGAUCAAUACCAAAUAGACAAAGCUGUGUUUCUGCACAUGCUCUUUGUGGCAAUAACAUCCAGUUAUUUUUACUGUUUACUUGACCUUUAUGUUACUCAAUAUUGAAAACUCAACCUAGAAUAUUAAUCUGAACCCCUCCUGCUAUGCUUUCUGGAUAAAUUUCAUUCCUGUGGAGAUGGGCCAGCAAUAGAGGUUUAUUCUUAUAUGGGGUUAGCAUGAGGCCUAUAUCUGUCUAAGCUUUAAAGAUGUCUUCUGCUGCUAAUUUACAUGGGGGGGGAUUUCACCUGCUUAGUAGGAGUAUUUUUUAUUUUGGUAGCAGUAUCCACAGUUAGAAACUGGUCUCAGACCUACUGGUAGAUCUGAAUUCCCUGUGGAAGGUCAGCUACACAUCAGAAUUGUGAAGCACGGGUUCUGUCUGGCUAAAUAGAAGUGGUUGGAUGUAUACUGCUUCCUAAAUACUUAGCUGGUUCUAUGUCAGCAUUACGGUCAAGUUUAAACUUUGAAAAAUGAAGUUAUUUCUGCUUAAUUGUUGUGAAUUUAAUGUAUCCAAUACAUCCUAACUUCCUUUCUAAUACCAUGCAUACAUAUAUAUAUAUGCACAAAGUUGGUGGCGGUCAUGAAUAGAUAGACAUCCAAUUCGGUAAUGCUCCUGAACUAUUUUCAAGGCAAAGCUCCAGGGUACCUGUUCAAUGCAUUCACAUUAGGGCCCUAUUCCCUUUGGAUUUCUACAGGUCUGCUCCCUAGAAUUCCACUCUAUUUUCUCAUUUCAUUCCUGAAGGAAGGGAACCUUUCAUAUGCUCAGUAACAGCCUGUGCACUUCAGUGCAGUAUCCACAGAAGCGAUUUAGAAAAAACACUAUGGUCAGAAUCAGCAUCAGCAUCUGGGCAGGCCAGGCCUGUGUCACUGUACGUCUUCAUGCUCUCUGAUAUGCCACACCAAAUUAACGGCAGCAGAGGUACAGAAUUAGCAGGUCAAGCAAAUCUUUGCUUGGUACAACUUUUAAGUCAUAUGAUGCUGUAUGCAUCAAAACAUUGGUGAUUAUUUGAAAAGCCACAAUAACAAAAGGGGAAGUUUCAGAGAGUCAGUCUUCCAUCUAUCUGUACCAAGGCAAAAUACAGGAGAAUGAAGAGUACAAUGUGAAAAUUAUUCUUAACCAUUGAACUUACACAGACAGUAUAGACAAGCAAGUUCAUCUGUCCUGUAUACACUGCACUACAUAAAGUCAAAUGCUGUGUAAAAGUGAGUCAGGUCUGUUUCAAUGGAAACAGAACCACCUUUUCCUCCUCCUUGCAGUGGGCACUCCCUUGCUACUCAGUGGUGUCUGACAGCAGCAGUCUAGGUAACUGCUGGCCAUCUGUGUCUGAGCAGAGCGUGCAAAAGGUAGGAACAGCCUGAGGGCUGCCCUCAGAUCUGACAGACACUUGCUCUUCCACUAAUGCCAACAGCUUACAUUAAACAUCUGUGAAGGAAAAUAAAAAUAGACAAAUGGAUAAUUACCCAGAUAAACUGCCUACGCUGGUUUUAUCCAAAAUGGUAAGAGUCAGGUUUAAUUACUUACUCUGCUAGAAUUUUGCAUAGUCAGUAGACUUUAUAUGCCUUACAGUAUUGCUUCCUUUAAUAUGGCAUAGAAAACAGGGAAAAAGAAGAAUACAGGUGAGAAAUGAGUAAGGGACAGUUUGUUUAUACAGUGCACUGAGUGACCAACCCACACUUUCUGUGUUUCUGUUGAUCAAGGUGUAUGACAUUCUCAUAAUUUUCCUCAAAAUCCUUCUGAUUAGAAGAGGUUCUGCCUGUAAAUCAACAUGAAAUCUUGUUUAUCCUACUUAUACCAUUCCUAUGCUAUGAAUUGCUAUAUAAAUUACAUCUACUUUUCUAAAAUUAUCAACAUGCAAAUUAUAAGUGGUGACACACUGGUAUGACAGCACAGCAAUAUCUAAAAUAGGCUCUCAACUAGGUGUUGUCAAUCCUGUUUGCUUAAGAAACUCAUUUUUAAACUCGAUCACAGAAUAAGCUCAAAAAUUCUCUUGGUACCAAUACUGCAAUACACACUUAUCACAAAAGCCAGGAUUUCAUUCAGGAAGAAGGUACCUAUCUACCACAUCAGACCUACCUCAGAUGUGAGUUUUCAUUUUUAACAGUACAAAUGAAUUCCUGCUUCAGGAACAAAACUCAGCUGAGCCUUAACCACAGAGCUGUGACCUGAGUAUCUUCAUAAUACAAUGGGAACAAGAAUUAUCAUCUCAUACUCUAAGCUUCUGCAGACAGCAAGAUUAGUUUUGUGCAAAACAAAGAAUACUAACUUGCAUAAACUAUGCAAUUCUUUAGUAUCAACUGAUAUCCAGUGGUACAGUCUUACUGAAUUAUAAUAGAGUUGGCAACAAGAAACAUUUUCCAGCUGUAAUUUAUCCUGGUUAAUGAAUUAAUAGUGAUCAGGCUUGUUCAUAUUAAUGUUGAAAAAAAUUCAGUGCACUGCUCAAUAUUCAGUUUUUGUUUGUUCUUUUUGGGGCAAUAUGUUUAUUCUCUAGAGCUAAACUUAGUACUGAAAUAACUUGGAGAGUGAUCUUGCAAAUAGCAUCGGGUUAAAGGUUGGCUAAUGCAUGCUUUUUCAUAGAAGCUAGUGCAAUUAUUCACAACGGGAGGCAAUAUAGGUGUUUGGAGAAUCAAGCUCCGAGUACUGCAGAAACUAUUUUCCUGUAGUUUUGACUGUGAAUUUGGAUGAAUGUGUUGUUGUUCAAAAUAAAUGCAGUCAAUCCCUAAUAAA
Gallus gallus (chicken) is the source of this 4373-nucleotide messenger RNA. It is a transcript of the gene AQP9, whose product is annotated as aquaporin 9. The record is from RefSeq and is marked validated. Gene Ontology annotation, molecular function: urea transmembrane transporter activity; water channel activity; glycerol channel activity. Gene Ontology annotation, cellular component: basolateral plasma membrane; plasma membrane. The transcript has 7 exons. The coding region runs from base 228 to 992 and encodes 254 amino acids. Gene Ontology annotation, biological process: water transport; glycerol transmembrane transport. Lineage: Eukaryota; Metazoa; Chordata; Aves; Galliformes; Phasianidae.